This is a messenger RNA of Schistocerca gregaria, 2113 nucleotides long. RefSeq names its product eukaryotic translation initiation factor 3 subunit B-like. Gene Ontology annotation, biological process: translational initiation. Gene Ontology annotation, molecular function: translation initiation factor activity; translation initiation factor binding; RNA binding. Bases 132 to 2045 code for a protein of 637 amino acids. Gene Ontology annotation, cellular component: eukaryotic translation initiation factor 3 complex. The transcript is spliced from 4 exons. The record is from RefSeq and is a predicted model, not a curated record. NCBI's taxonomy places the organism in Eukaryota, Metazoa, Arthropoda, Insecta, Orthoptera, Acrididae.
ACUUUUAGUUAUAACCCGUUCUUAUAUACGCGCAUUUCAGCUGUAAGAAGGGUUCCAUCACUGCAGCCCUUCUCACUCGUUUCUCUGGUCGUUUGCAUGAAAUCCCCCAACUUCCUUGAAAAGACCGUAAAAUGACACAGAGCGCAGUAAAGACUCAGUUCGAUCCUGAAAGAAUAUGCGACAAUUACGUUGUCGUCGACAACGUGCCCAUCAUCGACACCGAAAAAAAGGAGAAGCUCAAGAACUCGCUGAAGAAGCGCUUCUCCAAAUAUGGUGAGGUUCUGAACAUCGAAAUACCUUUCAAAGAAGAGGGUGGCAGCUUGGGAUUUUGUUUCAUUGAGUAUGCCAACCCGGACCAAGCCGAAGUAGCAGCUUUGAAAAUGGAUAAACAAAAAUUCGAUUCCAAACACACAUUUCGAGUCAAUAAAUGGUCGGAUUACCGAAAAAUAGAUCAACUUCCAGACGUAUAUCAGCCGCUCACUAUUCAAGAUUUGUGCAUCAAGGACGACUGCUACUCUUGGCUCUUGGAUCCAGCAAACAGCGACCAGUUUUUCACUCUUUAUGACAAUAUCGCCGAAAUUUUUGUGUAUCAAAACGGACAAAAACCGAUUUCGAUAAUGAGACGACAUGAUUUUACAGAGCUCUUCUUGGAGUGGUCUCCUGGGGGCAUUUACCUGGCGACUCUGCACUCGGCUGGCGUGUCGCUGUGGGGAGGCGCCAAAUUUGACCGAUUGGGGCGUUUCGAGCACCAGGGAGUAAAGGCCGUUCAGUUCAGUCCCAAGGAGAACUUUUUAUGCACCAUUAGUCCCAAGAAUCCGCCAGAGGAGUUCGUGUUUUGGGAUUUGUGCACCGGUUCAAAAAUAUGCAGUUUUCCGCGCAUCGCUUCGAAGACGUUCGUUAAUUUCAAAUGGUCCCACGACGACAAAUACGUGGCUCGUUUGAAAGACGGCCAGAUUCACGUCUACGACAGCAGUACCUUCAAGCUGCUGGAAAACGCUCCGAUCAAGGCGAUGACGCCGAUUGCGAGCUUUGAGUGGUCUCCGGCGAGCAACCAGCUAAUUUUUUACGUGCCGGAGUCUGGGAGCAAUCCCGCUCGUUUGACCCUCAUUCGCGUUCCCGACUUCAGAGAAGUUGCGCAGAAGAACAUAUUUGGCGUGACCAACUGCACCAUGCAUUGGCAGUCCCAUGGUGAGUAUUUGGCCGUCAAGGUAGACAUUGCCAAGUCUAAGAAAAGAAUCACCAACUCAUUUGAAAUUUUCCGGAUUAAGGAGAAAUCUAUACCGAUUGAGUCAAUGAAGUUCGACGACAUGGCUCUGUCUUUUUGUUGGGAGCCGAAUGGACAGCGUUUCGCCAUCAUUCACUCGCGCGAGAACUAUCAGAGGCCGAGCGUUUCUUUUUACACGAUGGAGUUCAACCAGAUCAAGCUCAUUUGCACGUUAGAGAAGCGACAGGUGAACGCGCUGUUCUGGUCUCCGAUGGGAGAGAUCGUCGUGCUUGCAAACCUGCCGAGCGGGACAUUGGAGUUUUACAACGUGGCGAGCAACGAGUCGAUUUGUCAGGAUUUGCACCACCCGAACGCGUCGCAUUGUGAGUGGAAUCCCACUGGGUGUUAUUUCGUGACAUAUUCGUCGUCUUGGGAGGAAAAAGGAGAGACCGGCUGGAUGAUGUGGUCGCCGACUGGCAAGGAACUUCACUCAGAGAUCAGAUCCGGCAGUCUUUACCAGUUUCGCUGGCGUCCGAGACCUCCGUCGCUGCUGACUAAGAAGGACGAAAAGUACAUUCAGGAAAACUGGGACAAGAUUUGCGAAGAAUUUAAGAAGGAGGACGAGGCCAAGCGUCGCAUGCUCGAGGAGAUUAACAUACAGCGUCGACAGGAGUUGAAGUCGGCGUUCGAGAGGAUGGCGGCCGCCUUGCAUAAGGAAUGGGUUGAGCAGACGCCCAUACGUCGAGAGUUGCGCGAUGGGUACCGCAGCGACGACGAGAGCGUCUGGUACGAGGUAGAAACCACGAAGGAGAUUGUAGAAGAGAAGUUUGAAUACAUAUAAAUCUCUGCCUAGACUAGCAGACUAAGAGAAUGCGCUUUAGAUACACAAGGUUUGUUGCAGUUGUUUCU